UCUCUAUCUUCGUGAUGAUUUAAAUAAUUAUACAUGAUGUACACAAUUAUAAAAAACAAAGAAACAAUUUUUGGAGUUGCUAUAAAAGGAAGAGAGGCUAUACCCCAUAUUAGUACAUCAGUUUCACACCCUAGUUUAUAACACAAGAUCAAUAUAAUGGAAAAAAAAGUGUCUGAUCUUCUCUCUUCAACAUGGGAAGAAGGAGAUGCAAGUGAUCAACACUCAACACAAACAUAUGUUGAGAAAAAACUCAAGAUAUUCGGCUUCGAGCUACAUCCUGACAAAGCCAACCAUUUGAGGUCUACCGAAGGGGACGAAAGCGAAAAUUCAUCCUCACCAACUAUAGAAAAGAAUCCAAUUCCUACAGAUUUGAAGAAGUUCGAGUGCCAAUAUUGUUUCAAGGAGUUCAUAAACUCCCAAGCAUUAGGUGGUCAUCAGAAUGCACACAAGAAAGAAAGACUGAAGAAGAAAAGGUUGCAAUUACAAGCUAGAAGGGCAAGAAUGAACUACUACCUCCAACCCUAUAUCCACUAUAAACUUGGCGAUUUUCAUGGCCCCGAGUUUGAGUCUAGCAUUAGUUUUAGUCAGCAUGAAGAUGAUGAUGAUGAUAUGCUGUCUUUUAGGGAUUCAUGCAAUUUUACUCUUACACAUGUUGAUAACCCAAGAGGGAACUGCAGACCAGCUGCCAUCAAACCCUCUCCUAGACCGGUUAAUUUAAAGCACAACUAUGUAGGUUUAGAUCUUCAAUUGAGUUUGAGCUCCAACUCAAACUCCAUCAUGUAACCCAAAAAUCCAUCUUCUUUACCUCCACAAACUAAUGUAUUUCUUGGGAAAUUCAACUCAUGAUCGAUCAUAUGUAAUUAAAUUAAUUCUUGGAGCUAGCUAGUAUUAUAAAUAUUUGUUCUUGUAUGAUCUUGAUGUUGAUGGAGAAGAAUUGAAGAGCAUAGUUAAUAACUUU
Molecule: messenger RNA, 958 nt
Organism: Helianthus annuus (common sunflower)
Lineage: Eukaryota; Viridiplantae; Streptophyta; Magnoliopsida; Asterales; Asteraceae
Product: zinc finger protein ZAT4
Exons: 1
Coding region: 157-783 (208 amino acids)
Biological process (GO): cytokinin-activated signaling pathway; trichome differentiation; trichome morphogenesis
Cellular component (GO): nucleus
Molecular function (GO): transcription cis-regulatory region binding; DNA-binding transcription factor activity
Source: RefSeq, a predicted model, not a curated record